This is a messenger RNA of Populus euphratica (Euphrates poplar), 576 nucleotides long. Its product is annotated as Bifunctional inhibitor/lipid-transfer protein/seed storage 2S albumin superfamily protein. The record is from RefSeq and is a predicted model, not a curated record. Lineage: Eukaryota; Viridiplantae; Streptophyta; Magnoliopsida; Malpighiales; Salicaceae. Bases 51 to 524 code for a protein of 157 amino acids. The transcript has 3 exons.
UCUUCAGAAAAAUCCCACUUUGUUUUCAUUUUUUCAUCAAAGAAUUAAUCAUGGAUUCGAAGACCACAUUGAGUUUCUUUCUGAUCUUCUCAUCGUGUGUCUUUCUAGGGUUUCCAGGAGGUGAGGCUAUAGACAUGUCAUGUAUACAAAAUCUGCUUCCAUGUAAACCCUAUUUACCAGGAACCGAGCAGCCACCGCCCGUUUGCUGCUUGCCACUGAAGGACAUGGUCGCACAUCAAGCUCAGUGUCUUUGCAGUGCUUUAGCAAAUCCAGAUCUCCUGAAGGAUUUCAACGUCACCAUGGAUGGUGCCCUUAAGCUUGCCAAGACUUGUGGCGCCUCAGUUGACAUGUCUGUUUGCAAAAAUGGUUCUCCGGCAAAGCCAUCAACUCCGACCACCAAUGCAACAACUCCAAGUGGUUCCAACACAAAUCCAAAAAGUGCAGCAAACUAUGAGAUCACUCACUUUGGAGGAUCUGGUUUCGUUGCUGCUAUCUUUCUGGGUUUGAUUUUUUGCAUAUUCUAAUGUUGUAAGAACAUGACGUACUCACAUUGGAUUUAGACUCCUACUAGUUUAA